Solanum verrucosum is the source of this 1605-nucleotide messenger RNA. RefSeq names its product protein IQ-DOMAIN 18-like. Gene Ontology annotation, molecular function: protein binding. NCBI's taxonomy places the organism in Eukaryota, Viridiplantae, Streptophyta, Magnoliopsida, Solanales, Solanaceae. The transcript is spliced from 7 exons. The record is from RefSeq and is a predicted model, not a curated record. Bases 15 to 1517 code for a protein of 500 amino acids.
UUUGUAACAAAAUUAUGAAGAAGAAACAUAUCCCCUCAUAUAGCAAGCAAACACAAGGCCAAGGGACAACAACAACAACAAAUGAUCAUCAACUAAGUUUAGUAACACAAGAUGAAAGUUUGCUAACAAAAUGUUUCAUAGGGAAGAGUAUAAUUGGAGGGCCUUCUUGGUUAGGGUUAAUGAAGAAGGCUUUUAGAUCACCUAUCAAAGAGAAUGAUAUCAAAAGUAUUAGAAGAAGAGAAGAAGCUCAUGACCAAGAAGAAGAAGAAAAGAAGAGGGGGAAACGACGAUGGAUCUUCCGAAAACCUACUGUUCACGAAACAACAUUAAUUCAUCACAAUCACGAUCAAGAAAAUGCAGCUACAACAAGCAAAGGAAAUUUGGCUACAAAUUUUUUGCCAAAAAAUGCUGAUUUGAAGCAAAAAGGAGCAAUUGGAGUAGCUAUGACUAGGGGCGGAUCUAGCUUAUCAGCAACUAUAGACAUCACUCAGCUCACACAACCUCCUAUUUUAGUUAAACAACAAUGUGCCAUCCUUGUCAUUCAGACAACAUUCAGAGGGUACUUGGCAAGAAAAGCACUUGGAGCGCUCAAGGGUGUCGUAAAGUUGCAAGCUCUAAUAAGAGGCCAUAAUGUUCGAAAACGAGCGCAAAUUACCCUCCAAUGCAUGCAAUCUCUUGUUCGCGUGCAAACUCAGGUGUGUGAUCAACGUAGAAGGUUAUCUUGUGAAGGAAUUAAUUGUGGUUCAAUGUUCAAAGAGCCAAAAAGCAUUUUAGAGCUUCAUAUCAAUGAUAAGGAGUCCAAUUCUAUAAAUCAAGCUAGUAUUCCGGAUAACGAUGGUUAUGAUCAUUUACAUGCCCUAGAAAAAAUUGAAGCUUUGUUACACAAAGCAAAGGCAGCUGCUAAAAAGCGCGAAAAUACUCUUGCUCAUGCAUUCUCUCGAAAGAUGUGGACCUCGAAUAAGGAUGAAGAUUCAAGUAGCAAUACAGAACUUGACGAGGGUUUGAGAGUUUUUGACCUAAUAGAUGAAAAGAAUCGCAAAAGUACUAGUAGAGCUUCAUGCGAUCAACCAAGAGAUCGCAUAAAGAACAUUGAAAUUGACACGGCUUGUUCUUACUCUGACUCGGACACUGAGUUUCGGAGAUUACACCAUCAAUACUAUCACGACCAUCAACAAAAGCUCUAUUCAUCGUAUGUAGUCCCUUCUCCUCUCUCCCAUAGAGCGAAUAUCAACGCCUUGCCCAUGACACCACCGUUAAAGAUGAAAAAUAUCCAAGUUCACUCUGCUAGUCCUCGCUACAGAAGGGAAGAGAACAACCAUCACCGAAUGGCUCUUCUCUCCCAUAGAGUGAAUGUUAACUCUUCACCUACAGCAGUUGAUCAGCCAAGUUACAUGGCUGCUACGGCAUCAGCUAGGGCUCGAGAACGGUCACAAAGCACUCCAAGACAGAUACCGAUGACUCCAGAAAGAGAAAGAACAAGUGCAACAAAGAAACGUCUAUCUUUCCCUAUUCAAUGAGAGACAUUGUUAACUUAUUAUAUCGGUUAGCACUAGAUAGAAAACGCGUACAACUGUACAUGGAUCAUUAAUCCGAUAGACAUUAUUA